Molecule: messenger RNA, 531 nt
Organism: Striga asiatica
Lineage: Eukaryota; Viridiplantae; Streptophyta; Magnoliopsida; Lamiales; Orobanchaceae
Source: the annotation of a GenBank genome assembly
AUGUUGGCGGCGAGGACAUUGGCUUCGUGGAGGAGGUAUGUGGCCGCGGGAUCCACGAACGAGGCGGUGAUACCGAGUGAGAUCUGGUCCGCCGCUGAUCGGAUGCCUCGCCGUGAAAUUCCCAAUUUCCGCCGGCGAUGUUGCCCUAAAACGGCCAGAGAAAAUCAGUUGGCAAUAGAUUCCCUAAUUAACCAAGUGACGGUGUGCUCUAUCGAUGUCAACGUCACUGAAGAUGGACGCGGCGGCGCCGGCACCGUCGGAGAUGGCGCAAGGGGACAGUUGCGGUGCGAAUUGUGCUGUAGACGGCAGAGACGAUUGGGGAAACUCUAUUCUCUGACAUGCUUCAAGCUGCGGACCAUGCGAGAAGGCUAUUCCGUUGACGUAAACGGCACUGAAGACGGCGGCGUCGACGCGGAUGGCAUAGCGGACGAGUGCGGCGGCGCGGUGGGUUGUGCUGUAGAUGGCACCAUAGACGAUUGGGGCAGGUUUCUUCGCAGACGAGCUCGGGCCUCCAGGCAAGCAGGUGCUUGA